CAGGAUUCGAAUCGAACGUCCGCACGGGAGCCGGGCGCUGGCGGAGCGGUGCGCCUGCCAAUCAGCGGCGGCGGCUGGCGGCCCCCGAACGUUGGGACAGCCCGGCCCCGCCCCGCGCUGUUGUUUGUGGUGUCGGCCGGGCCGCGGGAGCCGAACCACAACAUUCACCGGGCGGCGGCGGCGGCGGCGGCAGCGGAGCGGCGAGCGCGAGCCCAGGGCGGCCGGCAGCCGCCGAGCCCGCCUCUGCGCCCCGGCCCGCGCGGCCGGGCCUCGGUUGCGCCAUGUCGGUGAACAUGGAGGAGCUGCGGCACCAAGUCAUGAUCAACCAGUUCGUGCUGGCCGCGGGUUGCGCGGCCGACCAGGCGAAGCAGCUGCUGCAGGCGGCCCACUGGCAGUUCGAGACCGCCCUGAGCACGUUUUUCCAGGAAACCAACAUUCCCAACGGCCACCACCACCACCAGAUGCAGAUGUGCACUCCCAGCAACACACCUGCCACGCCACCCAACUUCCCCGACGCACUGGCCAUGUUCUCCAAGCUUCGUGCCUCCGAGGGCCUGCAGAGCAGCAACAGCCCCAUGACGGCCGUGGCCUGCUCCCCGCCUGCAAACUUCAGCCCCUUUUGGGCCUCAUCCCCUCCCAGCCACCAGGCGCCGUGGAUCCCACCCUCCUCCCCCACCACCUUCCACCGCCUGCACUGCCCACAGCCCACGUGGCCCCCUGGAGCACCGCAGGCAGGCGCCCAGCAGAAAGCCGUGGCGGCGCUGGACGGCCAGAGAUGAGACUGGAUGCCGCUGGCACUGGGCUGGAGCUGGGGGCAGUCCAGGGUUGUGGGGACACAGGAGGGCCGGGAGGGGGGAGCUGGGAGGGCAGAGGGUUUCCUGAAGAUCGCACUGGAAGAUUUUAUAAAAGAAUUUUUGUGGGAGGGGGGGACAGUAAACUUCCUGGGCCACUUGGGUCCUUCAGGAGUUUCUCUUCAGGCAAGUUUUUUCUCUUUUUAAUAUAUAACUAUAAUAUAUAUGAAUAUAUAAAUAUAACUAAUGUAUGUGAGAGUGGGAUUGGCAAACCUGCGGUGCUGGGGUCAGGGGGCCAGCUCCGCUUCUUCCACCCAAGUCUUGUGGGGGCCGGGGAUUGCUUCAAAGCCAGAUGGAAGUGAUCUUGCUGUCGCAAGGUGUCUGUUAGCUGCCUCCUUUCAAAAGUCACACCUUCGGGAAUUGAGAAGAGGAUCACCUCUGCUCCAGUCCUGGGGGCAGCCAAUAGUGACUGCAGGAGGGUCUCAGAAGGGCCCCGAGGCCAAAAGUGUGGAAGGCCCUCUUGACAUCAUGGAACUCUCCCCAGCGGGACCCAGGAUUCCCCCCCCAUCUCUUCCCCACCCCUGGUUGCUGAUUGUGGCCCCUUGGUGACUGUAGCUCUUGUCACCUCUCCUGUUGUCACCCAAUCUCUAGCUGGGUGUGCAGGGCUUAUGUAUAACUGAAGAGCUGGCUUGAGUCAAAAGCCAGGCUCUGCCCAGUGGGGGACUGUACUUUCUUGUCCUGUGCUGUCUCGUGGGCACCCUGCCUCUCCUGCUCUGUGUCUGGGGUCAGGGGAGAGCUUGCCUUCAUGUUCAGUUUCCAAAUCAGAAUCUCAUCUCACCAGGGUGAAAUUUUAAUUUAAAAACUUAAAAAGAGACUUUUCUAACUUC
This is a messenger RNA of Cynocephalus volans (Philippine flying lemur), 1678 nucleotides long. RefSeq names its product UBA like domain containing 2 (gene UBALD2). NCBI's taxonomy places the organism in Eukaryota, Metazoa, Chordata, Mammalia, Dermoptera, Cynocephalidae. The transcript is spliced from 3 exons. Gene Ontology annotation, molecular function: protein binding. Bases 282 to 779 code for a protein of 165 amino acids. The record is from RefSeq and is a predicted model, not a curated record.